GCUGUAGCUGUGUGUUUGUGGGGGUUUAAAGGUGGCGGAUAUGCAGUGUAGAGAGAACUGGUGCAGACUGGUUGACUCUGCUGCUGUGCGCGCGGCACUGAAUGUACCAUAAUAAUGAGAUGAGCGGGGACCCUUACAUGUGCAUAAAGCCCUCUCGGGUAAAUCAUUAGUAACUUGUCCUUUUGUACCGACACUUUUUCUGCUUUAACACAACAGUGUCUUCAGACCUCCAACGGUUUCCGUUAAUCUGCACAGAACCGCGAAGACAUGACAAGACACCGGAUUGCGUUCAUAGGGAAUAUUCCAGUCCGUUCCAGUAAUUCGCGUUCUGCUCGCGGUUUACGCGUUAUUGGGAAGCAAAGCAUUGUCGUAUAUAUGUCGUGACCCGGUAUAGAAACACAAUGGCGUGAAUGCGCUCAAAAUGACGUCUCCCACGCGAGUGGACCGCAUAUUUGUCUACAACAGUGUCCCCAUUACGGCAAGGACAAGUGGAUAGAUGUGUUUCAGAUUCUCAGGAAAUUAAAGUGCUGCAUGGAUGACGUUUGAUGACGUUUAUAUGAGACAGAAUGUUUACCCUCACAGAAGUUGCCUCUCUAAAUGACAUCCAGCCAACAUAUCGGAUACUGAAACCAUGGUGGGACGUCUUUAUGGAUUACCUGGGUGUGGUCAUGCUUAUGCUGGCCAUAUUUGCGGGGACCAUGCAGUUAACCAAAGAUCAGGUGGUUUGCCUUCCUGUUCUGGAAUCGUUGGAGGACCAAACCCCUGUGGCCACGGAAAGGCCACCAGAGAAAGCUUUUGGCUCAGGGACAGGAGGAGGCCAUGUGACAUUGGCAGCUGCACCUUUAGCAAGCAAAGAACAAACCGACAGUGUUGUCCAACGCUUCCCACAGUCGUCUGCUGUCAGGCAACCUCAGCCUACGGGUUUACGAACAAAUCUGGAUUUUCAGCAGUAUGUCUUUGUUAAUCAGAUGUGCUACCAUGUCGCCCUGCCAUGGUAUUCAAAAUACUUUCCAUAUCUAGCUCUCAUUCACACUAUUGUGCUCAUGGUGAGCAGUAACUUUUGGUUCAAGUAUCCAAAGACAAGUUCCAAAAUUGAGCAUUUUGUGUCUAUUUUGGGAAAAUGUUUCGAGUCCCCUUGGACAACCAAGGCAUUGUCGGAGACAGCCUGUGAAGAUUCCGAAGAGAAUAAGCAGAGACUGACUGGAGCCUCUACAUUACCAAAGCAUCUUUCAACCAGCAGUGAGGAGGGAAGUCCAAAUCAAUCGACACCCAUGCUUGCAAAAUCCAGCAUUAAGUUUUCUGCAGAGAAGCCAGUCAUUGAAGUUCCAAGUAUGACUAUACUUGAUAAGAAAGAUGGAGAGCAAGCUAAAGCACUUUUUGAGAAAGUCAGGAAGUUCCGCACACAUGUCGAAGACAGCGACAUGAUCUACAAACUCUACGUAGCUCAAACAAUAAUAAAAACUGUCAAAUUCAUUCUGAUUCUGUGCUACACCAUGACCUUUGUCACGUCCAUUAAAUUCGAUCAUGAUUGUGAGCCUGAAAUUAAGCAUUUAACUGGAUACGCAAAAUUUAAAUGCACCCACAACAUGGCUUUCAUGUUGAAAAAGCUUCUCGUUAGCUACAUUGUCCUCAUUUUCGUUUAUGGCUUGGUUUGCAUUUACACUCUUUUUUGGCUCUUCAGACGGCCUCUUAAAGAGUACUCCUUUGAGAAAGUCAGAGAAGAAAGCAGUUUUAGUGAUAUCCCAGAUGUGAAGAAUGACUUUGCUUUCCUCCUACACAUGGUGGACCAGUAUGACCAAUUGUACUCGAAACGUUUCGGCGUCUUUCUCUCAGAGGUAAGCGAGAACAAGCUGCGGGAAAUCAGCUUAAACCACGAGUGGACCUUCGAGAAACUACGCCAACAUGUGACUCGCAAUGCGCAGGACAAGCUUGAGCUGCAUCUUUUUAUGCUCUCAGGUGUUCCUGAUGCGGUCUUUGACCUCACUGAUUUGGAAGUCCUGAAACUAGAACUGAUCCCAGAGGCACGUAUCACGGCGAAAAUCUCCCAGAUGAUCAACCUCCACGAGUUGCACUUUUACCACUGCCCCGCCAAAGUCGAACAGACUGCAUUCAGUUUCCUCCGCGAUCACCUCCGGUGCCUUCACGUCAAGUUUACGGACGUAGGAGAGAUUCCCACCUGGGUUUACAUGCUGAAGAACUUGAGAGAGCUCUACUUGGUGGGAAACUUGAACUCUGAGAAUAACAAAAUGAUAGGGUUAGAGUCCCUCAGGGACUUGAGGCAUCUCAAGAUCCUACAUCUGAAGAGCAACCUUACCAAGAUCCCGACUAACAUUACAGACUUAUCACCCCACCUAAUCAAACUUGUGGUCCACAAUGAUGGUACUAAACUCUUGGUGUUGAACAGCCUGAAAAAGAUGAUGAACCUUGCUGAACUGGAACUGCACAAUUGUGAACUGGAGAGGAUACCGCAUGCGAUUUUUAGUUUGACCAACCUGCAGGAGCUGGACUUGAAAUCGAACAAUAUCCGUACCAUUGAAGAGGUCAUCAGCUUCCAGCACCUCAAACGGCUUAACUGCCUCAAACUGUGGCACAAUAAAAUCAUUUCCAUUCCACUGUCCAUAAGUCACGUCAAGAACCUGGAGUUCCUCUAUCUGUCGCAUAACAAACUGGAGACCUUACCUACCACCCUGUUCAAUCUUCUCAAACUGAGAUACCUGGAUGUUAGUCAUAACACCAUCGUAGUGAUUCCUCCAGAGGUGGGGUUCCUCCAGAAUCUACAGCACUUUGCCAUCACAGGAAACAAGGUGGAAGUGGUACCCAAGCAGCUGUUCAAAUGCACAAAGUUGCGUACCCUCUCCCUUGGGCACAAUUGCAUCUCAUCGCUGCCAGAGAAAAUCGGGCAGUUGCUGCAGCUGACUCAUCUUGAGCUGAAGGGGAACUGCCUGGAUCGCUUACCUGCACAGCUUGGCCAGUGCCGACUCUUGCGGCGAAAUGGCCUCAUUGUGGAGGACCACCUUUUCGAUUCACUGCCCCUAGAGGUCAAAGAGAGCAUAAGUCAGGAAACCAGUGCUAACUUUGCUAACGGAGUCUAAAUGUGGAACAGAAAAAUUGUUAGAUGGUUUUCAGAGGGAAUGGAAUUAGAGAGCAUGAAAGCAGUGUUUCAGCACUUCUGUUUUUUGGUUUUUUAGUCAUGAGUAGAUUUUCCACGUGUAACAAAUAAGUCCAGUAUCAAAGCUUAUGUCAACAUUCGCUGUCACGAUUUUGCACAGGCCAAAACAAAUUGCCAGUAAGCCAAUAUAAACAUUUGUGAACUUUAACUAUGCUUAAUGCAUAGAAUUCUUUAGAAUUAUUCAAAGAUCAUUAUGCCUAUCUGCAUGGGUUUUUGUUAUUUUAAUGAUUUUUUGUUUGUUUUUAUCAUUUGCCCAUGCUACAGUGGAAACAUUUUUACCAGCUGUUAUCCGCACAGUCUGCGUCACAUGCAUUUGUGGUGCCAUUAAUGAUUGUAUUUAUUGUUUGGGAGAACUCAGAACAACUGACAUUUUAUUAUAAAGUUAAUCAAAACUACUGUACAUGACUCUAAGAACAAGUGAAAAAAAAUCUCCUUGGAGAAAAGGAAUUCUCAUUUGGGUGCACUGAAGUAAUUUCAGAUGUGCAUUGAAGUAUUUAAGAAACUGAAUGUUACCAUAUCCGUCCAAGAUUCAAUCAGACUGUAUAUUUUAUACCUCAUUUCUGUUUGUUUAAUGAGACUGUCCACCUAUUCAAUUUCUAUUAACCAAAAUACUUGCAACUAAAUAACAAUGUUUGUUAAUGCAGUGCAAUGCACAUGAUACCUUUAACCUGUGCAAGGUUUGGGCAAUAAAAUAGCCUUUUCGUUUAACAUCAUCUUUUCAUAUUGGUUACAGAAGUAAUGCAUAAGUUAAGCUGACCUCAUUUGACUUGUGCAUGUUUUGUAUAUAACACCAUAUGAUGGGACAGACCUGUGAUGUGUAUACACUGCAUGGUCCUUAAUGCUCAAAAACUCCAGUAUACAUGUAUAGUUCAAUUGCCCUGAUAUAUAUAUAUAAUCGCCUGUAACUGUGUAUGACUAUCAUCUGCUUUACUGUUAACCGUUACCUUGCUCCUGACAUACUCUGUGCUGUGCAUGCCCAUGCAGUCAGCUUUUGAGGCAAAUGCACAAAAAGGUGACUUGCCAGAUGUUAGGUAUCGAUAUUCACACCAACGCUGGGGUUACGUGUUACAUGACCCUAACCUGAACUUUUGUUGUUUCAUUUUUCUUGAUGAAGUAGCACAUCUGUCAUAGACAAAUGAAUAAAACAUGGUUAAGAUUUAAAGGGGUAGUUGAACCAAAAAUAAAGCUUUACUCAUCCUAAUGUCAGUCCAGACAUUUACACAAAUACGUAUGAAAGAAUGAAAGUUGUUUGGAUCUCAUUGACUUUUAGAUUUCUAUUUCAGUUUUUAGUUUAUUUUGUGUGUGUAAAUGUUCUGCAGAAGAAAGACAUACAGUUUUGAGAUGACAUAGGGUGAGUAAAUAUAGAGAGAAUUUAUUUUAUUUUUUGGUGAACUAUCCCUUUAAGUUAGCACACUGUAGUAACUUAUGGUUUCAGUACACCUAAAACUCCUUAACCAUUUCCUUAUUUUAUGUAUGAAGAGAAAGUGCAACUGUGUGCUCAAUAUCUUGAAAUGUAAAGGUUAUCCAUAAUAUUUAGCUGUUUUAAGUUCUAAUUGUUGACAUAGAUUAAGCUGUGUUUGCUUCAAGUCAUUCAGUUGUUUAUGAAAGGUUUUAAUAGAUUGUAUGGUAUUUAAUUUAGUGCACAUGGAGUGCAGGGUUAAUAGUAAUUGAAUAAUUUGGAUAACAUCCAUUGUAUUUUUAGUUUUUAUUUCUUUAUAUUAAAACCAGUAGCAUUUCAAGUGAAAGAGUUCAAAAGGACACAAACGUCACAUUUUUUUGUUUUGUUUUUGACCUAUUUACAUUUCACAGUAGCGUUGUCUAGUCAUUUUGUGGAAUUACACUUCCCACACUGUUAUAUUUGUCCUUCUGAAAUGCUGCAGGGUCUGAUCUGUAAUUGGUAUCUUUGUGACCCCUCAAGAAUCUUCAGACUUGAUGUCUUGCCAGAUAAGGCUUGUAAAUCAUUUUUGAUACAUGUGUGACUAACAGUAACUAUAACCACAUAUGAAUCUAAAGAUGAGUUUUAAUGUUCCGAGUGAUUUUGAAUUAGAUUGCUAUUUAGAUUUUGUAAAAUGUAACUUUCUGUUGGUUCCGUUUGAUGUUUGGAAUGAAGGUUUGUUUGUUCGUUUACGUAGAGAUUUGUUAAUUUAUGUUCCAUUUCUAGAACCUACUAUUAGUUUUAAUAUGAUGUACCUGAUUUGAAAUGAUUCCAAAAAAUACAUUCAGGUACAUAAAAACACUUACUGUUCAUUCCAGCUGAGUACUUAUUUUCAGAACAAAAGGAAAUGUGUUUUCUUUUUUCUCAGCAAGCUACUUUAAGGUGUAUUGCUCUUCAGCCUUGAAUGUAGCCUGAUACUGCAUCCUGUCAUGGUUUAGCCUUUCCGUUUUUGAUGGAAAGGAGAAUGAAUUUAGUCUGCUUUGCUCUUAAACAUGUUUCGUUUGAAAGGAUGUUCAAUUUGCAACUUGCAAUUUUUAAUAUAAUAAAUACACUGAAAAUA
Messenger RNA from Labeo rohita (rohu), 5664 nucleotides. It is a transcript of the gene lrrc8db, whose product is annotated as leucine rich repeat containing 8 VRAC subunit Db. The transcript has 2 exons. The coding region runs from base 567 to 3092 and encodes 841 amino acids. The record is from RefSeq and is a predicted model, not a curated record. Gene Ontology annotation, molecular function: protein binding. NCBI's taxonomy places the organism in Eukaryota, Metazoa, Chordata, Actinopteri, Cypriniformes, Cyprinidae.